Molecule: messenger RNA, 22961 nt
Organism: Gopherus evgoodei (Goodes thornscrub tortoise)
Lineage: Eukaryota; Metazoa; Chordata; Testudines; Testudinidae
Product: protein AHNAK2-like
Exons: 7
Coding region: 296-21907 (7203 amino acids)
Biological process (GO): regulation of RNA splicing
Cellular component (GO): nucleus; cytoplasm; costamere
Molecular function (GO): protein binding
Source: RefSeq, a predicted model, not a curated record
GCGAGAGCUUGGGGGGGCAGUCUCUGGAUUAGUGUUCUGGGCAAUUUCAACUUCAGGGCAACUUUUGAGAACUUCAGUUAUUUUUGGUUCUGACAUACAGCUGAGACCAGGGGAGCCUGAGGUUGAGGCUGAUGCAGAAGAAGACGAUUCUGUCAAUGAAGUGACAAUAGAAAACAUACGGCCAAGGCCACAAGGAUCCUCUCCAGUUUAUGAGUAUUCCAUAGAAGAAGAAUAUUUUAACAAAAAGCUACAAGAAGAUACAGAGAAUGAAAAAUAUUCCACAGACAAACAAAAAAUGAGUCAUUCACAGGAGUCUAUGGAGGUGACCCUGAAAACAGAAGUGGAAUCUGGUGCUAGCGGUUUUAGUGUGACUGGUGGAGGAAAUGAAGGAAUAUUUGUAAAACAGGUGCUCAAGGGAUCCCCUGCUUCGAAAAUAUUCAGUUUGAGAGAAGGUGAUCAGCUAUUAAGUGCCACAAUAUUUUUUGAUAAUAUCAAAUAUGAAGAUGCACUCAAGAUUCUACAGUAUUCCGAGCCAUACAAAGUACAAUUCAGUCUCAAGAGAAAACUUGCUGGGAAAGAAGAGCUAGAAAAAAUUCAUUCUACAGCACAACACAAGAAGGAAAAAAUAAGUCAGGAAAAAGAGCUUAAUGAAAAAAUUCCUGGAACAACACUGGAAAUUUCAGAAAAGAUUAUUUCAGAAGAAGACAAGGAAAAGAGAAUUGUAAAACAAAGGGUGGGAAGAACAAAACGACCCAGAAAAGAGAGAUUGUCCUGGCCCAAAUUCCAGUCAAUGAAAAAUAAAAAGAUUUCGGGGCACAGAAGAUCUCAUAGUACAUCAGAUGCACAUGAGCAUGCUACACAAGCUAUUUCCCCAACAAGCGCUGACACUGAGUCACAAUUACAACAAGAAGAAUUCUGUUCUAAAGAGAAAAAAGGAAGCCAAAAGAAACUGAAGUUCCCUAAUAUUGGGUUCAAAAUGCAUAGAACAAAAGCAGAAACAGAAGAGAAGCAGAGCUUAGAAAUAAAAACCAUGACACCAACAAAAAAGGAUAAAAUACGAAAAGAAGAUGUCAGCAUGGAAACUCCAGAAAUACUAACUGUACAAUAUAGCGCAUCUUCCGCAUAUGAAACAAAAGCAAGUGAAAUACAAGACCAUGUCCAAAAAGACUUAAAAGACAUAGAAAAUGGCUUACCAAUUUAUACAGAGAAGUACUCUGAAGUUGAAAUUAACAUUACAAAACAAAAAGACCAGAUAGCAACAUCUAAACCUACUACUGCAACAUCACAAAUACCACCAAUAACAACAGAAAUUUCUAAACCUACAUCAGAAAUACAAACACCUGGUCUCAAAGACAUACAAAGCAAACAAAUACCACAAGCUUUACCAAGGACAAGAAAAAAGAAACAAAAAGAUUCAUCAGAAAAAAAAUCCAUCAACAUUUCUCUGCAACCUCCUGAAGAAGGGAUAACAAAUAAAGAAAUGAGGGAUCACCUAGAACACACUUCUGUUCAAAUAAAGGGCCUAGAAAUAAAAACAACAAAAAAAGAAACUGGAAAAACAAAACAAGAAAACGAGAUGAAUGAAGAAUGUGAGCACGAUCAGAUGCAAAUAUCAGAUAUAAAAAAAGAAAACUUUGGAAUUUACACCAAUAAGGGAAAGAAGUCAGAAAGUGAAAUCACAUUACACAAACUGGAAACUGACAUAUACAAGAAAACAGUAAAAAUAGAAGCAACUGAAAUUGAUAUGAACGUCCCAAAAGCACCAGUGCAAAUCGAUCCUGUGACAGAAGGCUCAGGCUGGAAAAUGCAACUGCUAUCACUCAAAAUACCAAAAGUGCUGAAACCAGACAUUCAAGCACCAAAGGUGGACAUCACCCUCCCAUCAGAAGAUGUUUCUCCUCCAAUAGCGGAGGUGGAGAUUCAGGGCCCAGAAGCAACAGCUAAAGCGGUGCAGAUAGAAGGUGAAAUAAAAGCCACAGAUAAAGAUGCCAAAGGAAAAGAAAGUAAGUUCAAAAUGCCAAAAUUCAGUAUGCCUUCAUUUGGCUGGUCCACCACAAAAGAGACUGGUGGUGGAGUAGCAGAUGUUGAAGCAAGCCUGAAAGAGCCCCAAGUGACAAUGCCAUCAGCCAGGGAAGAAGGAGAAAUAACAGUGUCAGGACCUGCAAUUCAGGCUCCAAGUGUUGAACUGGAUAUCGGGACAUCUGCAGGAAAAGAUGGUGAGAAGGGGAAAAUUAAAAUGCCUGAUGUUAAGCUGCCGACUGUGAAGCUUCCCAAAGUCAAGGCUCCCCAGGUUCAGGUCAGUCUGCCAAAGGUGGAGACAGAUAUUUCUCUUCCCAAAUCACAAUCUGAAAUUAAAGAAGUGGGAUUUGAAGUGAAAGUUCCUGACAUGGAAAGCUGUAUUGAAGUUGAGACAGGGAAAGCUGAGGCAACAGGGAUGAAAAUACACAUGCCAAAAGUCAAGAUGCCUUCUAUAGGAUUUUCUAAACCAGAAAUCAAAGCUCCCAAAGGAGACAUGGAUGUUACUUUACACAAAGUCGAUGUCACACUUCCAACGUCUGAUGUCAGUCUUCAAGAAGCUGACCUGAAAGCAGCCUCUGUUCCCGCAGAUGUCAAAAUCUCAGCACCUGGAGUCAAGAUACCCAAAAUAGAAGGUUCCAUUCAGCUGAAGAGUCCAGGGAUUGAAGUGAAACAGCCAUCACCUGAAAUUGCAGUGGAGGAACCGGAGGGGAAAGCUGCCAGUUUGGAAGGGAAAAUUCAAAUGCCUAAAUUUGAAAAGCCAAAGUUUGAAGUUUCACUUCCAAAAGGCAAUGUGCUAGAAGGUGAGAUCAGCUUACCCAAAAUGGAAGCUGACAUUCCCAAGCCAAAAGUCAAAGGCCAAGUGGGUACAAAUGGCGUGGAAACCCCGACGCUAGCAGUGGAAGCUGAUGUUCCGGACGUAGAGACUGAGGUUUCUGGCUGGAAAAUACAAAUGCCAUCACUCCAAAUGCCGAAAGCAGAAAUUGAAGCACCAAAGAUGCACAUCACCCUCCCAUCAGUAGAUGUUUCUCUUCCAAAGGCCGAGGUGAACAUUCAAGGCCCAGAAGCAACAGCUAAAGUGGUGCAGAUAGAAGGUGAAAUAAAAGUCACUGAUAAAGAUGCCAAAGGAAAAGAAAGUAAGUUCAAAAUGCCAAAAUUCAGUAUGCCUUCAUUUGGCUGGUCCACCACAAAAGAGACCAGUGGUAGAGUAGCAGAUGUUGAAGCAAGCCUCAAAGAGCCCCAGGUGACAAUGCCAUCAGCCAGGGCAGAAGGAGAGAUAACAGUGUCAGGACCUGCAAUCCAGGCUCCAAGUGUUGAACUGGAAAUCGGGACUUCUGCAGGAACAGAUGAUGAGAGGGGAAAAAUUAAAAUGCCUGAUCUUAAGCUGCCGUGUGUGAAGCUUCCCGAGGUCAAGGCUCCCCAGGUACAGGUCAGUCUGCGAAAGGCGGAGGCAGAUAUUUCCCUUCCCAAAUCACAAGCCGAAAUUAAAGACGGGAGAUUUGAAGUGAAAGUUCCCGACAUGGAAAGCCGUAUUGAAGUUGAAACAAGGAAAACUGAGGCAGCAGGGAUAAAAAUACACAUGCCAAAAGUCAAGAUGCCUUCUUUGGGAUUUUCUAAACCAGAGAUCAAAGCUCCCAAAGGAGAUGUGGAUGUUACUAUAUCCAAAGUCGAUGUCACACUUCCAACGUCUGAUGUCAGUCUUCAAGAAGCUGACCUGAAAGCAGCCUCUGUUCCCACAGAUGUCAAAAUCUCAGCACCUGGAGUCAAGAUGCCCAAAAUAGAAGGUUCCAUUCAGUUGACGGGUCCUGGGAUGGAAGCGAAAGAGAAAUUGGCUGAAUUUGCGGUGGAGAGAACAGCCGAGAAAGCUGCCAGUUUGGAACGGCAAAUUCAGAUGCCUACAUUUGAAAAGCCCACGUAUGGAGUUUCACUUCCAAAAGGCAAAGGGCCAGAAGGCGAGAUUAGCUUACCCAAAAUGGAAGCUGACAUUCCAAAGCCAAAAGUCAAAGGCCAAGUGGGUGCAAUCGGCGUGGAAACCCCGACACUAGCAGUGGAAGCUGAUGUUCCACAUGUAGACACUGAAGUUUCUGGCUGGAAAAUACAAAUGCCAUCACUCAAAAUGCCCAAAAUGCCGAAAGCAGACAUUCAAGCACCAAAGGUGGACAUCACCCUCCCAUCAGUAGAUGUUUCUCUUCCAAAGGCCGAGGUGGACAUUCAAGGCCCAGAAGCAACAGCUAAAGUGGUGCAGAUAGAAGGUGAAAUAAAAGUCACUGAUAAAGAUGCCAAAGGAAAAGAAAGUAAGUUCAAAAUGCCAAAAUUCAGUAUGCCUUCAUUUGGCUGGUCCACCACAAAAGAGACCAGUGGUAGAGUAGCAGAUGUUGAAGCAAGCCUCAAAGAGCCCCAGGUGACAAUGCCAUCAGCCAGGGCAGAAGGAGAGAUAACAGUGUCAGGACCUGCAAUCCAGGCUCCAAGUGUUGAACUGGAAAUCGGGACUUCUGCAGGAACAGAUGAUGAGAGGGGAAAAAUUAAAAUGCCUGAUCUUAAGCUGCCGUGUGUGAAGCUUCCCGAGGUCAAGGCUCCCCAGGUACAGGUCAGUCUGCGAAAGGCGGAGGCAGAUAUUUCCCUUCCCAAAUCACAAGCCGAAAUUAAAGACGGGAGAUUUGAAGUGAAAGUUCCCGACAUGGAAAGCCGUAUUGAAGUUGAAACAGGGAAAACUGAGGCAGCAGGGAUAAAAAUACACAUGCCAAAAGUCAAGAUGCCUUCUUUGGGAUUUUCUAAACCAGAGAUCAAAGCUCCCAAAGGAGAUGUGGAUGUUACUAUAUCCAAAGUCGAUGUCACACUUCCAACGUCUGAUGUCAGUCUUCAAGAAGCUGACCUGAAAGCAGCCUCUGUUCCCACAGAUGUCAAAAUCUCAGCACCUGGAGUCAAGAUGCCCAAAAUAGAAGGUUCCAUUCAGUUGACGGGUCCUGGGAUGGAAGCGAAAGAGCCAUUGGCUGAAUUUGCGGUGGAGAGAACAGCCGAGAAAGCUGCCAGUUUGGAACGGCAAAUUCAGAUGCCUACAUUUGAAAAGCCCACGUAUGGAGUUUCACUUCCAAAAGGCAAAGGGCCAGAAGGCGAGAUUAGCUUACCCAAAAUGGAAGCUGACAUUCCAAAGCCAAAAGUCAAAGGCCAAGUGGGUGCAAUCGGCGUGGAAACCCCGACACUAGCAGUGGAAGCUGAUGUUCCACAUGUAGACACUGAAGUUUCUGGCUGGAAAAUACAAAUGCCAUCACUCAAAAUGCCCAAAAUGCCGAAAGCAGACAUUCAAGCACCAAAGGUGGACAUCACCCUCCCAUCAGUAGAUGUUUCUCUUCCAAAGGCCAAGGUGGACAUUAAGGGCCCAGAAACAACAGCUAAAGCGGUGGAGAUAGAAGGUGAAAUAAAAGUCACUGAUAAAGAUGCUAAAGGAAAAGAAAGAAAAUUCAAAAUGCCAACAUUUGGCAUGCCUUCAUUUGGCUGGUCCACCUCAAAAGAGACCAGUGGGGGAGUAGCAGAUGUUGAAGCAAGCCUCAAAGAGCCCCAGGUGAAAAUGCCAUCAGCCAGGGCAGAAGGAGAGAUAACAGUGUCAGGACCUGCAAUCCAGGCUCCAAGUGUUGAACUGGAAAUCGGGACUUCUGCAGGAAAAGAUGGUGAGAAGGGAAAAAUUAAAAUGCCUGAUGUUAAGCUGCCGAGUGCGAAGCUUCCCGAGGUCAAGGCUCCCCAGGUACAGGUCAGUCUGCCAAAGGUGGAGGCAGAUAUUUCCCUUCCCAAAUCACAAGCUGAAAUUAAAGAGGCGGGAUUUGAAGUGAAAGUUCCCGACACGGAAAGCCGUAUUGAAGUUGAGACAGGGAAAACUGAGGCAGCAGGGAUGAAAAUACACUUGCCAAAAGUCAAGAUGCCUUCUAUAGGAUUUUCUAAACCAGAAAUCAAAGCUCCCAAAAUAGACAUGGAUGUUACUUUACCCAAAGUCGAUGUCACACUUCCAACGUGUGAUGUCAGUCUUCAAGAAGCUGACCUGAAAGCAGCCUCUGUUCCCGCAGAUGUCAAAAUCUCAGCACCUGGAGUCAAGAUGCCCAAAAUAGAAGGUUCCGUUCAACUGAAGGGUCCAGGGAUUGAAGUGAAACAGCCAUCAGCUGAAAUUACAGUGGAGGGACCAGAGUGGAAAGCUGCCAUUUUGGAAGGGAAAAUUCAAAUGCCUAAAUUUGAAAAGCCAAAGUUUGGAGUUUCACAUCCAAAAGGCAAAGUGCCAGAAGGCGAGAUCAGCUUACCCAAAAUGGAAGUUGACAUUUCCAAGCCAAAAGUCAAAGGCCAACUGGGUGCAAUUGGCAUGGAAAGCCCGACGCUAACAGUGGAAGCUGAUGUUCCCGACGUAGAGACUGAAGCUUCCGGCUGGAAAAUGCAAAUGCCAUCACUCAAAAUGACCAAAAUGCCUAAAGCAGACAUUGAAGAACCAAAGGUAGACAUCACCCUUCCAUCAGUAGAUGUUUCUUUUCCCAAGGCCAAGGUGGACAUUAAGGGCCCAGAAACAACAGCUAAAGCGGUGGAGAUAGAAGGUGACAUAAAAGCCACUGAUAAAGAUGCUAAAGGAAAAGAAAGAAAAUUCAAAAUGCCAACAUUUGGCAUGCCUUCAUUUGGCUGGUCCACUUCAAAAGAGACCAGUGGGGGAGUAGCAGAUGUUGAAGCAAGCCUCAAAGAGCCCCAAGUGACAUUGCCAUCAGCCAGGGAAGAAGGAGAGAUAACAGUGUCAGGACCUGCAAUUCGGGCUCCAAGUGUUGAACUGGAAAUCGGGACUUCUGCAGGAACAGAUGGUGAGAAGGGAAAAAUUAAAAUGCCUGAUGUUAAGCUGCCGAGUGUGAAGCUUCCCGAAGUCAAGGCUCCCCAGUUACAGGUCAGUCUGCCAAAGGUGGAGGUAGAUAUUUCCCUUCCCAAAUCACAAGCUGAAAUUAAAGAGGCGGGACUUGAAGUGAAAGUUCCCGACAUGGAAAGCCAUAUUGAAGUUGAGACAGGGAAAGCUGAGGCAACAGGGAUGAAAAUACAUUUGCCAAAAGUCAAGAUGCCUUCUAUAGGAUUUUCUAAACCAGAAAUCAAAGCUCCCAAAGGAGACGUGGAUAUUUCUUUACCCAAAGCCGAUGUCACACUUCCAAUGUGUGAUGUCAGUCUUCAAGAAGCUGACCUGAAAGCAGCCUCUGUUCCCGCAGAUGUCAAAAUCUCAGCACCUGGAGUCAAGAUGCCCAUAAUAGAAGGUUCCGUUCAGCUGAAGGGUCCAGGGAUUGAAGUUAAACAGCCAUCAGCUGAAAUUGCGGUGGAGGGAGCAGAGAUAAAAGCUGCCAGUUUGGAAGGGAAAAUUCAAAUGCCUAAAUUUGAAAAGCCAAAGUUUGGAGUUUCACAUCCAAAAGGCAAAGUGCCAGAAGGCAAGAUCAGCUUACCCAAAAAGGAAGCUGAUAUUCCCAAGCCAAAAGUCAAAGGCCAAGUGGGUGCAAUUGGCGUGAAAACCCCGACACUAGCAGUGGAAGCUGAUGUUCCCGACGUAGAGACUGAAGCUUCCGGCUGGAAAAUGCAAAUGCCAUCACUCAAAAUGCCCAAAAUGCCGAAAGCAGACACUGAAGCACCAAAGGUAGACAUCACCCUCCCAUCAGUAGAUGUUUCUCUUCCAAAGGCCAAGGUGGACAUUAAGGGCGCAGAAGCAACAACUAAAGCGGUGGAGAUAGAAAGUGAAAUAAAAGCCACUGAUAAAGAUGCUAAAGGAAAAGAAAGUAAAUUCAAAAUGCCAAAAUUCAGUAUGCCUUCAUUUGGCUGGUCCAACACAAAAGAGACCAGUGGUGGAGUAGCAGAUAUUGAAGCAAGCCUAAAAGAGCCCCAGGUGACAAUGCCAUCAGCCAGGGCAGAAGGAGAGAUAACAGUGUCAGAACCUGCAGACCAGGCUCCAAGUGUUGAACGGGAAAUGGGGAUUUCUGCAGGAACAGAUGGUGAGAAGGGGAAAAUUAAAAUGCCUGAUGUUAAGCUUCCGAGUGUGAAGCUUCCCAAAGUUAAGGCUCCUCAGGUACAGGUCAGUCUACCUAAGAUGGAGGCAGAUAUUUCUCUUCCCAAAUCACAAGCUGAAAUUAAAGAGGGGGGAUUUGAAUUGAAAGCUCCCGACAUGGAAAGUCGUAUUGCAGUUGAGACAGGGAAAACUGAGGCAGCAGGGAUGAAAACACACAUGCCAAAAGUCAAGACGCCUUCCAUGGGAUUUUCUAAACCAAAAACUAAAGCUCCCAAAAUAGACAUGGAUGUUACUUUACCCAAAGUCGAUGUCACACUUCCAACGUGUGAUGUCAGUCUUCAAGAAGCUGACCUGAAAGCAGCCUCUGUUCCCGCAGAUGUCAAAAUCUCAGCACCUGGAGUCAAGAUGCCCAAAAUAGAAGGUUCCGUUCAACUGAAGGGUCCAGGGAUUGAAGUGAAACAGCCAUCAGCUGAAAUUACAGUGGAGGGACCAGAGUGGAAAGCUGCCAUUUUGGAAGGGAAAAUUCAAAUGCCUAAAUUUGAAAAGCCAAAGUUUGGAGUUUCACAUCCAAAAGGCAAAGUGCCAGAAGGCGAGAUCAGCUUACCCAAAAUGGAAGUUGACAUUUCCAAGCCAAAAGUCAAAGGCCAACUGGGUGCAAUUGGCAUGGAAAGCCCGACGCUAACAGUGGAAGCUGAUGUUCCCGACGUAGAGAGUGAAGCUUCCGGCUGGAAAAUGCAAAUGCCAUCACUCAAAAUGCCCAGAAUGCCUAAAGCAGACAUUGAAGCACCAAAGGUAGACAUCACCCUUCCAUCAGUAGAUGUUUCUCUUCCAAAGGCCAAGGUGGACAUUAAAGGCCCAGAAACAACAGCUAAAGCGGUGGAGAUAGAAGGUGAAAUAAAAGCCACUGUUAAAGAUACUAAAGGAAAAGAAAGAAAAUUCAAAAUGCCAACAUUUGGCAUGCCUUCAUUUGGCUGGUCCACCUCAAAAGAGACCAGUGGGGGAGUAGCAGAUGUUGAAGCAAGCCUCAAAGAGCCCCAAGUGACAUUGCCAUCAGCCAGGGAAGAAGGAGAGAUAACAGUGUCAGGACCUGCAAUCCAGGCUCCAAGUGUUGAACUGGAAAUCGGGACUUCUGCAGGAACAGAUGGUGAGAAGGGAAAAAUUAAAAUGACUGAUGUUAAGCUGCCGAGUGUGAAGCUUCCCGAGGUCAAGGCUCCCCAGUUACAGGUCAGUCUGCCAAAGGUGGAGGCAGAUAUUUCCCUUCCCAAAUCACAAGCUGAAAUUAAAGAGGCGGGACUUGAAGUGAAAGUUCCCGACAUGGAAAGCCGUAUUGAAGUUGAGACAGGGAAAGCUGAGGCAACAGGGAUGAAAAUACACUUGCCAAAAGUCAAGAUGCCUUCUAUAGGAUUUUCUAAAGCGGAAACUAAAGCUCCUAAAGGAGACGUGGAUAUUUCUUUACCCAAAGCCGAUGUCACACUUCCAACGUGUGAUGUCAGUCUUCAAGAAGCUGACCUGAAAGCAGCCUCUGUUUCCUCAGAUGUCAAAAUCUCAGCACCUGGAGUCAAGAUGCCCAAAAUAGAAGGUUCCAUUCAGCUGAAGGGUCCAGGGAUUGAAGUGAAACAGCCAUCAGCUGAAAUUACAGUGGGGGGACCAGAGGGGAAAGCUGCCAUUUUGGAAGGGAAAAUUCAAAUGCCUAAAUUUGAAAAGCCAAAGUUUGGAGUUUCACAUCCAAAAGACAAAGUGCCAGAAGGAAAGAUCAGCUUACCCAAAAAGGAAGCUGACAUUCCCAAGCCAAAAGUCAAAGGCCAAGUGGGUGCAAUUGGCAUGGAAACCCCGACACUAGCAGUGGAAGAUGAUGUUCCCGACGUAGAGACUGAAGCUUCCGGCUGGAAAAUGCAAAUGCCAUCACUCAAAAUGCCCAAAAUGCCGAGAGCAGACACUGAAGCACCAAAGGUAGACAUCACCCUCCCAUCAGUAGAUGUUUCUAUUCCAAAGGCAGAAGUGGAGAUUAAGGGCCCAGAAGCAACAGCUAAAGAGGUGGAGAUAGAAGGUGAAAUAAAAGCCACUGAUAAAGAUGCUAAAGGAAAAGAAAGUAAAUUCAAAAUGCCAAAAUUCAGUAUGCCUUCAUUUGGCUGGUCCAACACAAAAGAGACCAGUGGUGGAGUAGCAGAUAUUGAAGCAAGCCUAAAAGAGCCCCAGGUGACAAUGCCAUCAGCCAGGGCAGAAGGAGAGAUAACAGUGUCAGGACCUGCAAUCCAGGCUCCAAGUGUUGAACGGGAAAUGGGGAUUUCUGCAGGAACAGAUGGUGAGAAGGGGAAAAUUAAAAUGCCUGAUGUUAAGCUUCCGAGUGUGAAGCUUCCCAAAGUUAAGGAUCCUCAGGUACAGGUCAGUCUACCUAAGAUGGAGGCAGAUAUUUCUCUUCCCAAAUCACAAGCUGAAAUUAAAGAGGGGGGAUUUCAAGUGAAAGCUGCCGACAUGGAAAGUCGUAUUGAAGUUGAGACAGGGAAAACUGAGGCAGCAGGGAUGAAAAUACACAUGCCAAAAGUCAAGAUGCCUUCCAUGGGAUUUUCUAAACCAAAAACUAAAGCUCCCAAAAUAGACAUGGAUGUUACUUUACCCAAAGUCGAUGUCACACUUCCAACAUGUGAUGUCAGUCUUCAAGAAGCUGACCUGAAAGCAGCCUCUGUUUCCUCAGAUGUCAAAAUCUCAGCACCUGGAGUCAAGAUGCCCAAAAUAGAAGGUUCCAUUCAGCUGAAGGGUCCAGGGAUUGAAGUGAAACAGCCAUCAGCUGAAAUUACAGUGGGGGGACCAGAGGGGAAAGCUGCCAUUUUGGAAGGGAAAAUUCAAAUGCCUAAAUUUGAAAAGCCAAAGUUUGGAGUUUCACAUCCAAAAGACAAAGUGCCAGAAGGAAAGAUCAGCUUACCCAAAAAGGAAGCUGACAUUCCCAAGCCAAAAGUCAAAGGCCAAGUGGGUGCAAUUGGCAUGGAAACCCCGACACUAGCAGUGGAAGCUGAUGUUCCCGACGUAGAGACUGAAGCUUCCGGCUGGAAAAUGCAAAUGCCAUCACUCAAAAUGCCCAAAAUGCCGAGAGCAGACAUUGAAGCACCAAAGGUAGACAUCACCCUCCCAUCAGUAGAUGUUUCUAUUCCAAAGGCAGAAGUGGAGAUUAAGGGCCCAGAAGCAACAGCUAAAGAGGUGGAGAUAGAAGGUGAAAUAAAAGCCACUGAUAAAGAUGCUAAAGGAAAAGAAAGUAAAUUCAAAAUGCCAAAAUUCAGUAUGCCUUCAUUUGGCUGGUCCAACACAAAAGAGACCAGUGGUGGAGUAGCAGAUAUUGAAGCAAGCCUAAAAGAGCCCCAGGUGACAAUGCCAUCAGCCAGGGCAGAAGGAGAGAUAACAGUGUCAGGACCUGCAAUCCAGGCUCCAAGUGUUGAACGGGAAAUGGGGAUUUCUGCAGGAACAGAUGGUGAGAAGGGGAAAAUUAAAAUGCCUGAUGUUAAGCUUCCGAGUGUGAAGCUUCCCAAAGUUAAGGAUCCUCAGGUACAGGUCAGUCUACCUAAGAUGGAGGCAGAUAUUUCUCUUCCCAAAUCACAAGCUGAAAUUAAAGAGGGGGGAUUUCAAGUGAAAGCUGCCGACAUGGAAAGUCGUAUUGAAGUUGAGACAGGGAAAACUGAGGCAGCAGGGAUGAAAAUACACAUGCCAAAAGUCAAGAUGCCUUCCAUGGGAUUUUCUAAACCAAAAACUAAAGCUCCCAAAAUAGACAUGGAUGUUACUUUACCCAAAGUCGAUGUCACACUUCCAACAUGUGAUGUCAGUCUUCAAGAAGCUGACCUGAAAGCAGCCUCUGUUCCCACAGAUGUCAAAAUCUCAGCACCUGGAGUCAAGAUGCCCAAAAUAGAAGGUUCCGUUCAACUGAAGGGUCCAGGGAUUGAAGUGAAACAGCCAUCAGCUGAAAUUACAGAGGAGGGACCAGAGGGGAAAGCUGCCAUUUUGGAAGGGAAAAUUCAAAUGCCUAAAUUUGAAAAGCCAAAGUUUGGAGUUUCACGACCAAAAGGCAAAGUGCCAGAAGGCGAGAUAAGCUUACCCAAAAAGGAAGUUGACGUUCCCAAGCCAAAAGUCAAAGGCCAAGUGGGUGCAAUUGGCAUGGAAAGCCCGACGCUAACAGCGGAAGCUGAUGUUCCCGACGUAGAAACUGAAGCUUCCAGCUGGAAAAUGCAAAUGCCAUCACUCAAAAUGCCCAAAAUGCCGAAAGCAGAUAUUGAAGUACCAAAGGUAGACAUCACCCUCCCAUCAGUAGAUGUUCCUCUUCCAACAGCCAAGGUGGAUAUUAAGGGCCCAGAAGCAACAGCUAAAGCAGUGGAAAUAGAAGGAGAAAUAAAAGCCACUGAUAAAGAUGCUAAAGGAAAAGGAAGUAUAUUGAAAAUGCCAACAUUUGGCAUGCCUUCAUUUGGCUGGUCCACCUCAAAAGAGACCAGUGGGGGAGUAGCAGAUGUUGAAGCAAGCCUCAAAGAGCCCCAAGUGACAUUGCCAUCAGCCAGGGAAGAAGGAGAGAUAACAGUGUCAGGACUGGCAAUCCAGGCUCCAAGUGUUGAACUGGAAAUCGGGACUUCUGCAGGAACAGAUGGUGAGAAGGGAAAAAUUAAAAUGCCUGAUGUUAAGCUGCCGAGUGUGAAGUUUCCCGAGGUCAAGGCUACCCAGGUACAGAUCAGUCUGCCAAAGGUGGAGGCAGAUAUUUCCCUUCCCAAAUCACAAGCUGAAAUUAAAGAGGCGGGACUUGAAGUGAAAGUUCCCGACAUGGAAAGCCAUAUUGAAGUUGAGACAGGGAAAACUGAGGCAACAGGGAUGAAAAUACACAUGCCAAAAAUCAAGAUGCCUUCUUUGGGAUUUUCUAAAUCAGAAAUCAGAGCUCCCAAAGGAGAUGUGGAUAUUACUAUAUCCAAAGUCGAUGUCACACUUCCAACGUGUGAUGUCAGUCUUCAAGAAGCUGACCUGAAAGCAGCCUCUGUUCCCGCAGAUGUCAAAAUCUCAACACCUGGAGUCAAGAUGCCCAAAAUAGAAGGUUCCAUUCAGCUGAAGGGUCCAGGGAUUGAAGUUAAACAGCCAUCAGCUGAAAUUGCGGUGGAGGGAGCAGAGAUAAAAGCUGCCAGUUUGGAAGGGAAAAUUCAAAUGCCUAAAUUUGAAAAGCCAAAGUUUGGCAUUUCACGUCCAGAAGACAAAGUGCCAGAAGGCGAGAUAAGCUUAUCCAAAAAGGAAGCUGACAUUCCCAAGCCAAAAGUCAAAGGCCAAGUGGGUGCAAUUGGCAUGGAAAGCCCGACGCUAACAGUGGAAGCUGAUGUUCCCGACGUAGAAACUGAAGCUUCCAGCUGGAAUAUGCAAAUGCAAUCACUCAAAAUGCCCAAAAUGCCAAAAGCAGAUAUUGAAGUACCAAAGGUAGACAUCACCCUCCCAUCAGUAGAUGUUCCUCUUCCAACAGCCAAGGUGGACAUUAAGGGCCCAGAAGCAACAGCUAAAGCAGUGGAAAUAGAAGGGGAAAUAAAAGCCACUGAGAAAGGUGCUAAAGGAAAAGAAAGUAUAUUGAAAAUGCCAACAUUUGGCAUGCCUUCAUUUGGCUGGUCCACCUCAAAAGAGACCAGUGGUCGAGUAGCAGAUGUUGAAGCAAGCCUCAAAGAGUUCCAGGUGACAUUGCCAUCAGCCAGGGAAGAAGGAGAGAUAAAAGUUUCAGGACCGGCAAUCCAGGCUCCAAGUGUUGAACUGGAAAUCGGGACUUCUGCAGGAAAAGAUGGUGAGAAGGGUAAAAUUAAAAUGCCUGAUGUUAAGCUGCCGAGUGUGAAGCUUCCCGAGGUCAAGGCUCCCCAGGUACAGGUCAGUCUGCCAAAGGUGGAGGCAGAUAUUUCCCUUCCCAAAUCACAAGCCAAAAUUAAAGAGGGGGGAUUUGAAGUGAAAGUUCCCGACAUUGAAAGCCGUAUUGAAGUUGAGACAGGGAAAACUGAGGCAACAGGGAUGAAAAUACACAUGCCAAAAGUCAAGAUGCCUUCUUUGGGAUUUUCUAAACCAGAGAUCAAAGCUCCCAAAGGAGAUGUGGAUGUUACUAUAUCCAAAGUCGAUGUCACACUUCCAACGUGUGAUGUCAGUCUUCAAGAAGCUGGCCUGAAAGCAGCCUCUGUUCCCACAGAUGUCAAAAUCUCAACACCUGGAGUCAAGAUGCCCAAAAUAGAAGGUUCCGUUCAUCUGAAGGGUCCAGGGAUUGAAGUUAAACAGCCAUCAGCUGAAAUUGCGGUGGAGGGAGCAGAGAUAAAAGCUGCCAGUUUGGAAGGGAAAAUUCAAAUGCCUAAAUUUGAAAAGCCAAAGUUUGGCGUUUCACGUCCAGAAUGCAAAGUGCCAGAAGGCGAGAUCAGCUUACCCAAAAUGGAAGCUGACAUUCCCAAGCCAAAAGUCAAAGGCCAAGUGGGUGCAAUCAGCGUGGAAACCCCAACACUAACAGUGUACGCUGAUGUUCCCGACGUAGAAACUGAAGCUUCCGGCUGGAAAAUGCAAAUGCCAUCACUCAAAAUGCCCAAAAUGCCGAAAGCAGACAUUGAAGUACCAAAGGUGGACAUCACCCUCCCAUCAGUAGAUGUUCCUCUUCCAACAGCCAAGGCGGACAUUAAGGGCCCAGAAACAACAUCUAAGGCGGUGGAGAUAGAAGGUGAAAUAAAAGCCACUGAUAAAGAUGCCAAAGGAAAAGAAAGUAAAUUCAAAUUGCCAACAUUUGGCAUGCCUUCAUUAGGCUGGUCCACCUCAAAAGAGACCAGUGGGGGAGUAGCAGAUGUUGAAGCAAGCCUCAAAGAGCCCCUGGUGACAAUGCCAUCAACCAGGGCAGAAGGAGAGAUAAGUGUGUCAGGACCUACAAUGCAGCCUCCAAGUUUUGAACUGGAAAUCGAGACUUCUGCAGGAAAAGAUGAUGAGAAAGGAAAAAUUAAAAUGCCUGAUGUUAAGCUGCCGAGUGUGAAGUUUCCCGAGGUCAAGGCUCCCCAGGUACAGGUCAGUCUGCCAAAGGUGGAGGCAGAUAUUUCCCUUCCCAAAUCGCAAGCCAAAAUUAAAGAGGGGGGAUUUGAAGUGAAAGUUCCCGACAUCGAAAGCCGUAUUGAAGUUGAGACAGGGAAAACUGAGGCAACAGGGAUGAAAAUACACAUGCCAAAAGUCAAGAUGCCUUCUUUGGGAUUUUCUAAACCAGAGAUCAAAGCUCCCAAAGGAGACGUGGAUGUUACUAUAUCCAAAGUCGAUGUCACACUUCCAACGUGUGAUGUCAGUCUUCAGGAAGCUGACUUGAAAGCAGCCUCUGUUCCCGCAGAUGUCAAAAUCUCAGCACCUAGAGUCAAGAUGCCCAAAAUAGAAGGUUCUGUUCAUCUGAAGGGUCCAGGGAUUGAAGUUAAACAGCCAUCAGCUGAAAUUACAAUAGAGAGACCGGAGGGGAAAGCUUCUGGUUUGGAAGGGAAAAUUCAUAUGCUUAAAUUUGAAAAGCCAAAGUUUGCAGUUUCACGUCCAAAAGGCAAAGUGCUGGAAAGUGAGAUCAGCUUACCCAAAAAGGAAGCUGACAUUCCCAAGCCAAAAGUCAAAGGCCAAGUGGGUGCAAUUGGCGUGGAAACCCCGACACUAGCAGUGGAAGCUAGUGUUCCCGACGUAGAGACUGACACUCCCGGCUGGAAAAUGCAAAUGCCAUCACUCAAAAUGCCCAAAAUGCCGAAAGCAGACAUUCAAGCACCAAAGGUGGACAUCACCCUCCCAUCAGUAGAUGUUUCUCUUCCAAAGGCCGAGGUGGAAAUUAAGGGCCCAGAAACAACAGCUAAAGCGGUGGAGAUAGAAGGUGAAAUAAAAGCCACAGAUAAAGAUGCCAAAGGAAAAGAAAGUAAAUUCAAAAUGCCAAAAUUCAGUAUGCCUUCAUUUGGCUGGUCCACCUCAAAAGAGACCAGUGGUGGAGUAGCAGAUGUUGAAGCAAGCCUCAAAGAGCCCCAGGUGACAAUGCCAUCAGCCAGGGCAGAAGGAGAGAUAAUAGUGUCAGGACCUGCAAUCCAGGCUCCAAGUAUUGAACUGGAAAUCGGGACUUCUGCAGGAAAAGAUGGUGAGAAGGGAAAAAUUAAAAUGCCUGAUGUUAAGCUGCCGAGUGUGAAGCUUCCCGAGGUCAAGGCUCCCCAGUUACAGGUCAGUCUGCCAAAGGUGGAGGCAGAUAUUUCCCUUCCCAAAUCACAAGCCGAAAUUAAAGAGGGGAGAUUUGAAGUGAAAGUUCCUGACAUGGAAAGCCAUAUUGAAGUUGAGACAGGGAAAGCUGAGGCAACAGGGAUAAAAAUACACAUGCCAAAAGUCAGGAUGCCUUCUAUAGGAUUUUCUAAACCAGGAGUCAAAGCUCCCAAAGGAGACAUGGAUGUUACUUUACCCAAAGUCGAUGUCACACUUCCAACGUGUGAUGUCAGUCUUCAAGAAGCUGACCUGAAAGCAGCCUCUGUUCCCGCAGAUGUCAAAAUCUCAGCACCUAGAGUCAAGAUGCCCAAAAUAGAAGGUUCCGUUCAGCUGAAGGGUCCAGGGACUGAAGGGAAACAGCCAUCAGCUGAAAUUACAGUGGAGGGACCAGAGGGGAAAGCUGCCAGUUUGGAAGGGAAAAUUCAAAUGCCUAAAUUUGAAAAGCCAAAGUUUGAAGUUUCUCUUCCAAAAGGCAAAGUGCUAGAAGAGGAGAUCAGCUUACCCAAAAAGGAAGCUGACAUUCCCAAGUCAGAGGUCAGAGACCAAGUGGGUGCAAUCAGCGUGGAAACCCCGACGCUAGCAGUGGAAGCCGAUGUUCCCAACAUAGAGAGUGAAGUUUCCGGCUGGAAAAUACAAAUGCCAUCACUCAAAAUGCCAAAAGCAGACACUGAAGCACCAAAGGUGGACAUCAGCCUCCCAUCAGUAGAUGUUUCUUUUCCAAAGGCCGAGGUGGAGAUUAAGGGCCCAGAAGCAACAGCUAAAGCGGUGGAGAUAGAAGGUGAAAUAAAAGUCACAGAUAGAGAUGCUGAAGGAAAACAUAGCAAAUUCAAAAUGCCAAAAUUCAAAGUCCCAUCCUUUAGCUGGUCACCAAAGAUAGAAGCAGUUGUUAUAUGUGAUACUGAAACAACCCUUGAGGAGCCUACUUUGGCCUCUUCAUUAGAAGAAACAGAAGCUGAACUAACAUUAACUGUAGCUGAGGUUCAGUGCCCAAGUGUGGAUCUCGAAAGUGAUAUGCCUAUAGGAAAAGAUGGUGAGAAGGGCAAUAUUAAAAAGCCUCAGUUCAGCAUGCCAAAGAUAUCACUUCCUAAAAUGAAGGGUCACAAAGGACAGGUCUCUCUGCCAAAAUUGGAAAGUGAUGUUAGUGGUCCUAAGCCAGAAAAUGAAGGAGAUGUUUCAGUGCAGAUAUCAGAGAAAGGAAGCAGUGGAGAUAGAGAAGGAAUAACCAUAAAAAUGCCAAAGGUUAAGAUAUCUACUUCAGAAUUUUCAAAAUUUGAAACCAAAGCUCCAAAAAUGGCUAUGGAUGUUAGCUUACCUACGGUUGAUCUCACGCUUCCUACAUAUGAUGCGACUAUUCAACAAGCUGACUUGAAAUUGAGGUCUGCUGGUGCUGAUGUCGGCCUGUCAUCCCCAGAUAUUAAGAUUCCAACAUCAGAAGGAUCCACAGAGUUGCAAAGUCCAGAAAUAGGAGUUGAAGGAAUAUCAGCUGGAAUUGCUGUGGAUGGAGCAGAGAUGAAAGUUGAAGGUCUUGAAGGGAAGAUUAAAAUGCCCAAAGUCCAAAAUCCAAAGUUUGCAAUUUCACAUCCUAAAGGGAAAGUGCCAGAGAGUGAGAUCAACUUAUCCAAAAUGGAAGCUGAUGUUCCCCAGCUAAAAGCAAUGACAGAUAUUGUUGACAUUGCUGUGGAAGCACCAACAAUAGAAGUUGAAUCUGCCAUCCCUAAUGCAGAAACAGAAUCUUCAGGCUGGAAAACCGAAAUGCCGAAAAUAUCUGAAGCUGAUAUUAAGACACCCAAAGUUGACAUUAACCUCCAAUCCAACAUUUCUGUUCCAAUGACAGAGAUUAGCAUUCAAGAUUCAAAUAUGGCAUCUAAAGCAACAAUGGUUGAGGAAGAAAUAAAACCUGGAGAUACAGAUAUGGAAGGGAAAGAAGGACAUUUCAAGUUGCCAAAAUUCAAAUUGCCAUCAUUUAGUUGGUCACCAAAAAAAGAAGCAAGCAUUAAAGCUGAUUCUGAAGCACUUCUGGAAGAGCCUAGAAUUACUGUAUCAUCAGGCAAAACAGACACAAAACUAGCAGAAAUUGUAACUAAGGAUCAGGGUCCAAGCAUGGAUCUUGAUAUUGAAAUAUCUACAGGAAAAGAAGAACAAAAAAGCCAAAUUAAAAAGCCUCAAUUUAUCAUGCCUAAAAUUUCAUUCUCCAAAAUUAAGGCUCCUAAAUCUCAGGUGAAUCUGCCAAAAGUGGAAGGUGAUGUUACUGUUCCUAAACCAGAAAGAGAUGGAGAAGACUUAGUGCAGAUACCUGAUAUAGAAAGCAGUCAUACCAAAAGCACAGAAGAGGGAGCACAAAUAAAUAUAAAAAUGCCAAAAGUUCAGAUUCAUACUCUGGAUUUUUCCAAACCAGAAGUCAAAGUUCCCAAAUCAGACAUGGACAUUAGCCUACCUAAGGCUGAUGCCACCUUUCCUACAUAUGAUGUGAGUCUUCAACAGGCUGAUCUCAAAUUAAGGUCUGCUGGUGAUGAUGUCAGCUUAUCCCCAGGUAUUAAAUUUCCCACAGCAGAAGCUUCCAUUGAGCUGAAAAGUCCAGAAACAGGAAUUGAAGGACCAUUGGCAGUGGAUGGAGCAGAAGUGAAAGCUGAAAGUCUUGAAGGGAAGAUGAAAAUGCCUAAAUUCCAAAAGCCAAAGUUUGGAAUUUCACUUCCAAAAGGCAAAAGACCAGAAAGUGAGAUCAGCUUACCCAAAAUGGAAUCCGGAGUUCCCCAGCUUACAAUGACAACAGAUAUUGCUGACAUUGCUGUGGAAGCUCCAAUACUAGAAAUUAAAUCUGAUGUCUCUCAUGCAGAAAUAGAGGUUUCAGCUGGGAAAAUGAAAAUGCCUCAAGUUUCUAUCACUGACAGUAAAGCUCCAAAGAUGGAUGUUAGUCUCCCAUCAGUUUCUGUUUCAACCACAGAGGUGGCCAUUCAAAGCCCUAAGAUGGAGGAUAUGAAAGUGCAAAUCGAACAUGAAAUGAAGUCUGGAGAAAUUCAGACUGAAGAACAUCAGGGCUGGUUUAAAAUGCCAAAAUUCAGAAUGCUAUCAUUUGGUCGGUCAUCUUCUAAGGAAAAAAGAGGUGACAUUGAUAGUGAAGGGAGCCUGGAAAAGCCUCAAGUAAGUGUUCCUUCUGCUGAAAUGCAAACUGAAAUAGAAGCUCCUAAAUAUGCAACAUCAUUGCCAUAUGUGGACACUGAAUCUGCUGCUGGAAAGGAUGUUUUGGAAGGUAAAAUCAAAUCUGCUAAAGCAGAGAUUCCAAAAGUGGGAUUUUCUCUCCACAAAGGUAAAAGUUAUGAUGUUACCUCAUCAAAGUUUGAAGCAGAAGUUUCACUACCUCCAGAAAAAGUAGUUAUUAAAGUGAGCAUUCCUGAAACAGAAACUUAUGCUGAUGUAGUUAAACGUGGUACUGAAGGACAACAAUUGAAAACAUAUACUCCAAAAGUCAUGAAACCUAAGGUAGAACUCUCUACAUCAGAAAUUAGUGCUUCAAAAACUAGGGUGGACAUCAGCUUACCAAAAGCUGACAUUACACUCCCUAAAUGUGAUCUGACCCUUCAAGAACAAAAAGCCAAAUCAGAGCGUGCAGGGGUUCCAGCAGCAGAACAUUCCAUUGAACUGAAGAGUCCAGAAAUAGGAGCCAAAGCACCAUCUGUUGAAAUUGCUUUGGAUGGAACCCAGAAGAAAUUAGAUGUCCUCCCAAAAGUAGAGCUGGAUAUUCUACAUGCAGGUGCAGGAAUUAAAACUGAAAAGCUAGAGGGUGUGAUAAAAUCUACAGAAAAGGAUGUUCAAGGAAGAGAAAGUAAAUCAAAAAUGCCAAAAUUCAGUGUACCCUCAUUUGGAUGGCCUGCCACAAAGGGAACAGGAGAUGUUGCUGAUGUUAAAACGAACCUUGAAGAGACCAAGAUUGGUGCUCCAGGAAUUAAAAUGGAUACUGAAAUAAGUGUUGUAGACCAUGAAAUACAGUUUCCAGCUGAAAGUGUUGAAAAAGAUAUAUCUGCAGGAGUCAGGGUGAAAGUGGAAGGUGGAGAUGAAGCAAGCAAAAUGAAAACAUCUAAAUUUAAGAUGCCAAAGUUUGGAGCGUUACAUUCAAAAGCAAAGGGUUCUGAAGUUGAUGUCUUUCUCCCAAAGUUAGAGGCUGAAGUUUCACUGCCUAAAACUGAACUAGGCAUAGUAGACUUCCAGUUUAAAAAAGCAGAUGGCUCCAUUGACCUGCAAAGUCCAAGUUCAGACCUUAUGGAACCAUCAACUGGGAUUUCAAAGGACAAGCCAGACAAGCAAAGUGAAAGUGUAGAGAUAAAUAUUAAAAUUCCCAAGUUAAAAAUACCAGCGUUCACUUACAAUGCACCCACAGCUGAAACUGACAUUUCAACAUCAAAAGUGGCAACAGACUUGAAAGGUGCUGGUACUGACAAUGAAACACCAAAACUGGAAGUAAGCACUAGGAUCCCUAAAGAAAGACCAGAGUUUGCGGGUGGUAAUAUCCAAACGCCAUCAGUCAAAAUUCCAACAUUGGCUGAAUGUGACAUUAAAACCUCACAGGUAUACGUUAAACUCCCAUCCACAGACUUUUCGGUUUCAAAAGCAGCACUACAGAUUCAGGGACCACUUGCAGAGGGUAAAGAUAUAAAGAUACAAAGUGAAGUUGAAUCUGGACAUGGUGAUAUCGAAACGCGUGAGACUUACACCUCUCAGAUAGUGAAAGAAUCUGAGAUUCCUUCAUCAGAAAUAAAAACUGCUAGUUUUGGAUUUUCACUUCUCAAAGUGAAGAUACCUGAGUCACACGUUAAACUAGACAUGCCAGUCAAACCGCAGUCUUAUACAGAAUAUAAACAUGAGGUGUCCAAGAGUGAAGUUCACCAACCUAAACUUUCUGAUGCAACUUUAGGGGUAGCAAUACAGAAGACUGACUCUGCUGAGUCUAAAUUAUCUGGCAAACAACAAAAUGAAACUGAUGAAUCUAAUGAUGUCAUUUCUUCCAGUGUUAGUUUGCCACAAUUGAAAACAUUUACAGUUGAAGUACAGCCUUCCAGUAAACUUGGAGACACUCAAUCUGAUAAGCAACCAGAAGAAAUAGCUGUAUCUCCUCUCUCUAAAGAUGAUAAAAUAGCUAAAAUACCAGAAGAUGAGGAAAAAGAUAUGAAGGAUGAAAAAGAAAAAACUGACAGUAAAAGAUCUUCUGGCAGAUUCAAAUUUUGGCUUCCAAGUAUUGGAUUUUCUUCCUCUGUUGAUGACACAGGCUCAGAUUCCAAACCUGAAGUCCAAAAAUCAAUUCCAGAAGAAAUCCAACCUGUUGAUUCUUCUGCAUCAGAUACUGACUCUUCUAAACAAACUGAAAAAACUGGAUGGUUUAGAUUUCCCAAAUUAGGCUUCUCAUCCCCAUCAAAAAAGGCUAAGAACAUUGACAAAGAAGAAGAGACAAAUCUAAAAGAAAUGAAAACUUCAGAUGAUGAAAGUCCAUCAGAGAAACCUGAAACAUUUUUUGAUGCAGAAGAAAGCUUAUCGCCUAAAGAAGAAACAAUUAAGGGUGAAGAAAAUGAAACUACAGGGACCUCAUCUAAUGUCCAAGUUUCUGGUGCUAUAGUUACAUCAUCAGCAAGAACUGAAUUAAUCUUGUUGGAGAGGGAAAAAGCUAGUCAGCAAAGUAUUCUUGAAAAGACCACCAAAUGAGUAUUUUUUUUCUGAUCUAAAUGUGUAUGGAAAAUCUGAAUGUAGAACAAACUAAGAGAAAAACACAUGCAGAAAAAUGCUGUCUUCCCAAAGAGUUUUCCAGAAGAAAUGAAAGUGGAACAGAACUUAAAACUGACAUUUAUGAAAACAGUCUAUGGAUCAUUCUUCACUACACUGGCAUUUGCAAGCACAUGAACAUACUGUAGGUCCUAAUGUAACUUUUGUUUCCAUGAGAUGUACCCACGAAGAAACACACAACUGCUGAUGAAAAGGAUGCAUUCAUACUUUUAACAAAGUCUGAUAAAAUUCUCCUAACCAUGCAAAAUAAAGUGUUGAAUGGAGCAAAGAUAGUGAAAAGAUUUUAUUAAAUAUAAUUCUCUAAAACAUGCCAAUUGUGUUUAGAUUAUAGAUUAUUUGCAGAAAGGAGUAUAAAGCUAGUGCUAUGAGGACUAGAAAUAUACAUAACUGUUUAGAUUUUAUUUUAUUAAAUAUAUGUCUGUCUUGAUGUUGCUUUCUUAUGAAAAAUAUAUUUUCUUUAUCUUAGAUAGAGCAAUAUUUGUAUUCCAUGAUCAUUUUAAAAUGUCAAACAAGUAGAAAUAAUACUGUUGAUAUGACACUCCUUCCCCCCACACCCCAAUUAGUAGGGUGGAUAAUAUUUAGCCUUAAAAAAAAAUAAAAACUUCAGGAAAUGCUCCAGAUUCCUGAAAAAUAUAUACUGCUGACUCACAUAUUCAAAAUACAAAAAUAAAAUAUGGCAACUGAGAAGAAGAAUAAAAAAAAUUGGGGUAAGAAAGAUCAUUAUGUAUAUACUUAUCAGAAUAGUUAAUGCAUAGAAUGGGGCAUAUGUGAGUGGAAUCACUGGAAAGGUUUUUCCAGAGAAAUAAGAUGUAAAUAGUUAUUUACCUUUUGUUUAUAUCAAUGCUUCUCUUAAGUACACGACCAAAAAGGUAGUACCAUAUAUGUUAGCCAUCACUGUACAUGUAUUACUAGAAUGUUGAAUGUAUUCUCAAUUCACAGUACAGUCACUGUAUUGAUAAUAAAUGCAGUAACAUUA